ACAGCUUGAGUGUGUUUCUUCUAUAACACACUACUUUUGUAUAUAUUUUCAAAUCCAACAAAUCCGUCAGUUACUCUUCAGAAUCUUCUUCAGUUUCCCGCUACUCUCUCUCUCUACAAAUUAAUAUCUUUAAACCCUAACUUCACUCAAAAACGGUCAGUUACAUUCAAUUAUACUCUCUUUCUCUCUCUACAGUUUAGUUUAAGGAUAUUCUUUGGCCGCAAGAUCAUGAUACAAGUUAAAGAGGAAGCUCCAACUCUGGACAUUGGUGGAUUCAUUUCUUGUUCAUCUUUCUCUGAUAGCAGUUAUGAGGCUAGCACUCCGAGAUGCUCCUCCGAGCCUGGUUCCAGUUGUCGAAGGAGCUCAGGUCCAACUAAGCGUUCUUCUCAGGCAGGCUGGACAGAAGAAGAGGACAAUCUGUUGACUGAAGUGGUGGAACGGUUCAAAGGAAGAAACUGGAAAAGAAUUGCUGAGUGCUUGAAUGGAAGGACUGAUGUACAGUGCUUGCAUCGCUGGCAGAAGGUUCUGAAUCCUGAGCUUGUAAAGGGUCCUUGGACAAAGGAGGAGGAUGACCUGAUUAUUGAGUUAGUUGAGAAACAUGGCUGUAAGAAGUGGUCCUCUAUUGCAAAUUCUUUGCCUGGUCGCAUUGGCAAGCAGUGUCGGGAAAGGUGGCAUAAUCAUCUUGACCCAACAAUAACAAAAGAUGCCUGGACUGAACAGGAAGAAUUGGUCCUAUGCCACUAUCACCAAUUAUACGGAAAUAAGUGGGCUAAAAUUGCGAAGUUUCUUCCUGGAAGGACUGAUAAUGCAAUUAAAAAUCAUUGGAAUUCCACUCUGAAGAAAAGAUUGAAUUUGAAUUUACUAAGUAGGUUAGUGCCGGAUAUCAAAAGUGAGGGAUCUCCGGACUUCUCAACUCACAAGAAAAAUAUGGAAAUCAAGAAGCAUCCAACACAGGCUCAUAAUGCAGAAACAGUCUUUUUGAGCGAGCAAACAGGAGUAGGUAAUGCUGCUGAUGCUUGCCCAACUGAUUUGAGAAUUGGAUCUGCUAAUUCUCCUCAAAAUGGUUUGCAUAAGGGUACUUCUUCAUUUGGAACCUGUAAAUCAUCAGAACAGAAGGAGAGGGAUCUGAUUAAGCAAUUUGGUGGAAUACAAUUUGUCAAUGCAGAAAUUCUUCCAAUAGGUGAGACAGAUAAACAAUGCCAAUCCACUUUAAGUCUCACUAAAAUAUCAUAUCCUCUGUUGGACUCUUCUUUAGAUGCUCGUUUGGAUCCAUCACACAACACCAGAUGGAGUAGUUCUCAAGUUGAGGCUGUUCGUCCUACUUCUUUUGGGAGUAUGUAUGAAUCUCCCAAAAGGUCUAGGUACGACGCUGUUAAUGAUCCUGACCAUGAUUUCUUGAGUUUGUCAUUGGCUGCCUUCACCGAGGUUUCCUACGGUAACAAGAAAAACAAAACAUAUGAUACACAAUAUUCUUUGGCUCUCAAUCAGCCUGGCCGCUUGUAUUAUGAACCACCAAAAGUAAAAGACCUGAUGAUUUCUUCAAUGGAUGAAAACCUUAGUAAAGACAACUUUACCGGGCAACAUCAUGGCCAUCCAUUUUGCUCUACACCUCCUAGUCUUAAGUUAACAGUCUCUGCUAAUGGUAGCAGUCCAGAAUCUGUGUUAAGGAACUCCGCAAUGAGCUACACAAAAACUCCUUCAAUCAUAAGGAAGAAGACUUCAAGAGUUGCAGAAGCUUCUGGUCAUUCUAGUUGCACAGGCAGUACCACACCCAUGCAUUUUCUCGGGAGUGUACCUGACAGGGAAGACUCCUCAAACCUGAAGGACAGGAUUUCUGGAUGUAAAAGAUCAGUUUCCGGAAAAUCCCUUGGAAGACGGUUGGAAUAUGCCUUUGAUAUGGAACGGGAUUCCUCUAGAUCUUGCACACCAGUUUCUGCAGUUCCACCUUGUGGACUUACUCUUGGUGCUAAUACAAUGUUAACACCAUAAAACAGGAUUGAGCUGCAGAGGAUUUGUCUGGGGAAGCUUUUGUUGUAGAUUACAAGCAGUGUCAAUCAGAAAACUCUCAACGCAUGUCAAUUUUCGAGGUAACAAAGACCAGUGAAGCAAUGACAUAUGCCCAAACACUUGACAGAAGUCCAUAUCGAAGCUGAAGAAUUAGUUGACAAACAUGUAAACUUGAUUAGGGUAAGAUUCUCGUUUUGGGAGUCACACAAUUCUCUGUGGAUGUACACUCUGAAAAACUGUUUUUCCCUGUCCUAUUUCAGAAGUCUAGCAGAAGGAGAGGAUUGGUUUUGUAAAUAUGCAUUUUAACUCAAUUUCACAUUGUUCAAAAAAUGUGUUCCUAGUGUUUUUGCCUUGUUUCAUGCCAUGGAUAAAUAAGGUGAAAAUUAAUUGUAGUAACUAACUAUUGGUUUGAUAAGUUUCAAAAUCUA
Messenger RNA from Solanum pennellii, 2435 nucleotides. RefSeq names its product transcription factor MYB3R-4-like. NCBI's taxonomy places the organism in Eukaryota, Viridiplantae, Streptophyta, Magnoliopsida, Solanales, Solanaceae. The record is from RefSeq and is a predicted model, not a curated record. The transcript has 10 exons. Gene Ontology annotation, cellular component: nucleus. Gene Ontology annotation, molecular function: DNA-binding transcription factor activity, RNA polymerase II-specific; RNA polymerase II cis-regulatory region sequence-specific DNA binding. The coding region runs from base 229 to 1989 and encodes 586 amino acids. Gene Ontology annotation, biological process: regulation of DNA-templated transcription.